Jatropha curcas is the source of this 4081-nucleotide messenger RNA. RefSeq names its product Carbohydrate-binding-like fold. Gene Ontology annotation, cellular component: endoplasmic reticulum membrane. The record is from RefSeq and is a predicted model, not a curated record. Lineage: Eukaryota; Viridiplantae; Streptophyta; Magnoliopsida; Malpighiales; Euphorbiaceae. Gene Ontology annotation, molecular function: carbohydrate binding.
ACCCUCCCUUCUGGCAGAGUCAGUCUCAGGUAAAAGCAAUUCCACCAAUUUCAGAUAUAAACUUCGUAUGAAGUAACAGAUCCGUCCUCUGGCUGCACUUUUGCGAAGCUCCAAAUCAUCGCCGGAAAUGAAGACCAGGGACGUCUGGCUAUACAUCUCGAUUUUAAUCUAUUUAGCUUCAGAUGUUUCCGCUGAUUCGAUCCACGGUUGUGGCGGAUUCGUCGAGGCUAGUUCGUCCCUGAUUAAGUCGAGGAAGCCUUCUGAUUCCAAAUUGGAUUAUUCUCACGUCACGGUUGAGCUUCGGACAGUAGAUGGAUUGGUGAAGGACAGAACUCAGUGUGCUCCAAACGGUUACUACUUCAUUCCAGUAUAUGACAAGGGUUCCUUUGUAAUUAAAAUCAAUGGGCCAGAAGGAUGGUCAUGGGACCCAGAAAAAGUUCCUGUUGUUGUUGAUGAUACUGGCUGCAAUCGCAAUGAAGAUAUUAACUUCCGAUUCACAGGGUUCACUUUAUCGGGUAGAAUUGUGGGAGCAGUAGGUGGAGAGAGCUGUUCUGUUAAAAAUGGGGGUCCUUCAAAUGUAAAUGUCGAACUGUUGUCUCCCAGCGAUGAUCUCAUUUCUUCAGUUGCAACGUCACCUACAGGGAGUUACUUGUUCAAUAAUGUUAUUCCAGGAAAAUACAAAAUUCGUGCCUCACAUCCUGAUCUAAAAGUGGAAGUUAAAGGUUCCACAGAGGUAGAAUUGGGUUUUGCAAAUGGCAUAAUUGAUGAAAUUUUCUUUGUCCCUGGUUAUGAUCUCCAUGGAUAUGUUGUUGCUCAGGGAAAUCCAAUAUUGGGAGUGCACAUUUAUCUAUAUUCAGAUGAUGUUGUAGAACUAGAUUGUCCCCAAGGUUCUGGUGAUGCCACAGGACAGAGAAAACCUCUUUGUCAUGCUGUAUCUGAUGCCGAUGGGAUAUUCACAUUUAAAUCAGUUCCUUGUGGGCGCUAUGAACUCAUCCCAUUUUACAAGGGUGAGAAUACAGUAUUUGAUGUUUCACCACCUGUUGUGUCAGUUUCUGUUGAGCAUCAGCAUGUAACAGUUCCCCAAAAGUUUCAGGUCACUGGAUUUUCUGUUGGAGGGCGAGUGCUUGAUGGGAAUGAAAUGGGAGUUGAGGGUGUCACAAUCAUUGUUGAUGGUCAUGAAAGGUCUAGAACUGAUAAGGAGGGUUACUACAAGCUUGACCAGGUUACAUCAAAUCAUUAUACAAUAGAGGCCAGGAAGGAGCAUUACAAGUUCAACAGCUUGAAGGAGUACAUGGUUUUGCCGAAUAUGGCUUCAGUGGCAGAUAUUAAGGCAAUCUCCUAUGAUGUUUGUGGUGUGGUUAGGAUGGUUAAUACUGGUUACAAAGCAAAGGUAACUUUGACUCAUGGACCAGAGAAUGUCAAACCGCAAGUUAGACAGACAGAUGGAGGUGGAAAUUUCUGCUUUCAGGUCCCACCUGGUGAAUAUCGCUUGUCUGCUUUUUCUGCUACUCCUGAGAGUUCUCCAGGACUUCUCGUUUUACCACCUCAUAUUGAUGUUGUGGUCAAAAGUCCAUUAUUAAAUGUAGAAUUUUCUCAGGCUCUUGUCAAUGUGCUUGGGUCUGUAACUUGCAAGGAGAAAUGUGGUCCAUCUGUUUCUGUUGACCUAGUGAGAUUAGCUGGUAAGCAUAAUGAAGAAAGGAAGUCUAUUAGUUUGACAGAUGGAAGUGAUGAAUUUCUCUUUCCAAGUGUUUUACCUGGAAAAUACAGGCUUGAGGUCAAACAUAUUUCCCCAGAAGCCUUGCCCAGUGAAGAUAAUUGGUGCUGGGAGCAGAGAUCCAUUGAUAUAGAUGUUGGUGCUGAGGAUGUUAAAGAACUUGUAUUUGUUCAAAAAGGUUACUGGGUCAAUGUUUUCUCAACUCAUGAUGUAGAUGCUUACAUUCCCCAGUCAGAUAGUUCGAUUGUUAAUUUGAAAAUUAAGAAAGGUUCCCAGCGCAUAUGUGUGGAAUCUCCUGGAGUGCAUGAGCUCCAUUUUGUUAAGUCAUGCAUCUUCUUUGGAAGCACACCAAUGAAGAUAGAUACAUCAAAACCAUCGCCUAUCUAUCUGAGAGCAGAGAAAUAUCUUCUCAAAGGACAAAUCAAGGUUGGGUUAAGCUCAGGUAGUGGUGCAUUCGAGUUGCCUAAUGUUAUUGUUGUGGAUAUUCUAAAUAGCGACAGCAGUGUUUUUGAUGGUACAACUGCAAACCUUGCAUCUAAUGAAAGUGAUCAAACAAGCACUGCUUUGUAUGAAUACUCUGUUUGGGCUAAUCUUGGACAGAAACUUACAUUUGUUCCUCGAGACUCUAGGGUUAAUGGAGAGAAGAAGAUCUUGUUUUACCCCAAAGAACAUAGUGUCUUGGUAACAAAUGACGGUUGUCAAGCUUCAAUUCCUCUUUUUUCUGGUCGUCCUGGGUUGUAUCUAGAAGGAUCAGUUUCUCCCCCUCUUUCCGAUGUUUAUAUUAAGAUUAUUGCUGCAGAAGAUAGCCAUAUCACAGUACUGAAGAAAGAUGACAUAGCACUUGAAACUACCACAGGAACAGAUGGUUCUUUCACUGGGGGCCCUCUAUAUGAUGAUAUAACAUACAAUGUUGAGGCUUUAAAGCCUGGCUAUUAUCUUAAACGUGUGGGACCUCAUUCUUUUUCUAGCCAGAAGCUUGGCCAAAUUUCUGUGCUUAUAUACUCAGAGGGAGAUGCUAAUGAACCUAUUCCUUCUGUGCUAUUAUCAUUGAGUGGAGAUGAUGGGUAUAGAAACAACUCUAUAUCUGGAACUGGUGGUACCUUCAUCUUUGACAACUUAUUUCCUGGCAUUUUCUAUCUGCGCCCUUUGCUAAAGGAGUAUGCUUUCUUACCUCCAGCACAGGCAAUAGAGCUUGGUUCUGGUGAUUCUACAGAAAUCACUUUCCAGGCUACCCGUGUUGCUUACAGUGCUACAGGCGUUGUCACACUUUUGUCUGGCCAGCCAAAAGAAGGUGUUUCAGUCGAAGCCCGGUCAGAGUCAAAAGGCUACUACGAGGAAACCGUAACUGAUUCAUCUGGAAAUUAUCGGCUGAGGGGACUAGUUCCUGACACGACCUAUGUAAUUAAAGUUGUUGAAAAGCAUGGCUUGGGUACCACUAGAAUUGAACGUGCAUCGCCGGAAUCGAUUCCUGUUAAGGUUGGAUCUGAGGACAUCAGGGAAUUGAAUUUUGUUGUCUUUGAACAGCCAGAUAUGACCAUUUUAAGUUGUAACGUUGAAGGGAAGAAGAUGGAAGAAUUUCAUUCACAUCUAUUGGUAGAGAUCAAGUCGGCCAGUGACACAUCUAAGAUCGAGUCUGUCUUCCCACUACCACUGUCCAACUUCUUCCAGGUGAAGAACUUACCUAAGGGUAAACAUCUCCUGCAGCUUAGAUCAAGUCUCCAAUCGAGCAGUCUCAAAUUCGAGUCAGAUGUUAUUGAGGUUGACCUAGAGAAGACUGCCCAAAUUCAUGUGGGUCCACUGAGAUACAACUUUGAGGAGGAUCAUCAAAAACAGGAGUUGACUCCAGCACCAGUAUUCCCUCUUGUUGUUGGGGUUGCAGUGAUUGCCCUUUUCAUCAGCAUACCAAGGUUAAAGGAUCUUUAUCAAACUGCAGUAGACAUACCAACACCAGGAUUUAUGACCACUGCAAAAAGGGAACCUCGAAAAUCAGCCGUGAGAAAAAAGACAUAUUGAAGAUCCUUUCUAUACGUGAAAGUGGAACGCAGAUUUGAGUGAACUUUUCAAGUUUUGGUCAGUCAGAUACCUAACUUACAGGAGACUGUUAGCACCUUUUCACACUAUCUCGAGUAUUUUUCUAUUCCUUCCCCCAACAUUCAAACUCUCUCUCUCUCUCUCUCCCUGAAAAUUUAAUUUUUCAUUUAGUUAGCAGAGGAGGAUUUUGAGCUCAUAAGCUACCUAUUGAAAGGAACUACGUGGCUGGCCAGUGCCAACUAAUGUCUGUCUUGGACGUUCCGCAAGUAUUGUAAUUUGUAGAAUCAGAUCCAGUUAGUAAAAAUAAUGUUUCAUUCUUUCCUUUUAUGGUGUUAA